This is a messenger RNA of Acanthosepion pharaonis, 765 nucleotides long. The record is from the annotation of a GenBank genome assembly. NCBI's taxonomy places the organism in Eukaryota, Metazoa, Mollusca, Cephalopoda, Sepiida, Sepiidae.
AUGUAUCUCAUUCUUCUGUUCGUAUCGAUCUAUCUUCAUCAUCUAUCUAUCUAUCUAUUCAUCUAUCGUAAUCUAUCUAUCUAUUUAUCAUCUAUUUAUCUAUAUAUCUAUCUAUCUAUCAAUCACAGUCUGUUCGUAUCUAUCUAUCUAUCUAUCGUAAUCUGUUCAUAUUUAUGUAUCUAUCGUUAUCUGUUCAUAUCUAUCUAUCUAUCGUUAUUUGUUCAUAUCUAUCUAUCUAUCUAUCUAUCUAUCGUAAUCUGUUCAUAUCUAUCUAUCUAUCUAUCAAUGAAAGUUUCCAAUCCUGUUGAAGAUUCUAUCUCGCGUCUGUCCGACAACCGGACUUUUCUCACAUUUCCAAAAAUUCAAAUUUCCCUCCAAUUUUAUAAACAGUCCUCCUUCCUUCCAUCCUUCCUUUAUUCCUUCCUUCCUUCCUUCCUUCUUUCCUUCCUUUCUUUUACGUUUUCUUUUAUCAAUUUUCAUUUGUUGAAUUCUCUUAAAAAAAAAUCUUUCUUUCUUUUAAUUUAUUUAAUAUUUUCCAAGCAUAAUAGACAUUCUUUCUUUCUUUCUUUAUUUAUUUAUUUAUUUAUUUUUUAUAAUCAAGCAUUCUUUCCCAUCCUUUUCGUAAUUAUUUCAAAUGUGUCUUUUAAAUUAAUUCUUCAUAUUCAAAUAUUCUUUCUUUUAUUUCAAAUUUUCUUUGACAACUUUUUUUCUUUCUUUUCUUUCUUUUCUUUCUUUCUUUAUUUUUUUUUUUUCUUUCUUUUUUGA